UCCAGAAAUAAUGUACAAUUAUUAUUAGUAUUAUUAUUAUUUAUGAUGACGAUGAUGUUGGAUGUGUCACUUGCUGACGUCUACUUGCACUCACCACCAGGCUCAAACGAUCGUAAUCAAGAGCCACAGACUAAUAGAGAGAAUGACAAUCGUUUAUUCAACUCACAGAAUAAUGCCAAGGGCGGUUACUGUCGCGGUGGCAUACUCACCUGGUACGAGAAGUCCUACCUGCCCAUCGAGUGGACCAACCAGCAUGGCUGUGGCUCCGACCAAACGACGUGCAACCUCAUCCUGCAGUACAUGUGUACCGAACGCACUGGUGACCCCAUGACCCAAGUGCGCGAUGGAACCACCGUCGACAACCUGGACGCCGACAACAUCACGGCAAUUGGCGCGGUCUCUGGUGGUGCUGGCACAGACUUUGUCUACGGCAUGCACGAGUCAUACUACCACUACACCAACUGUACGACCCGUGCACGCAACCAAGGCCUGUUCACCGCCAACAAGACAUUGGAUGACUCGGCCCGCUUCACACGCCAGAAUGAAGGCGGCGAUCAGUAUGGCUGGGAGUGUCCCGAGGAGAGAGAUUAUUAUCCAUACUGGGCACCAUCACCAUGGAAGGACAUUGCCAUAUUCACCGGGGAUACUGACCAAUGUUCUCUCUACCAGCGGGAGUCUCAGAAUGUCCGUUCCAAGUUCUACUGUGUAUUGCCAGGAGUUGGCGCCACCCGAGACAACCUGGCACCCAUCACAGAAGUUGAGUGCACCGCACAAAAUGGAAAAUGGAUGGAGCAGCGAGCAUGGGGUAUGUCCGCUCCCGAGUGCUUGAAGGCCGAAUGGAAUCAUGUUAAUCAUCUUGGCUUGUCCAUGUCGAGUGGCCGUUACAACUCGUAUAACUGGUCCCUACCAUCCCAGUCCAUGGAGCCAUGUAUCGCCAUGGGCACCUGUCAAUGUGUAUUGCGUAUACGUUACAACAUCUCAUCAGCUGAGAUAGUUGGAUUCGGAAGAAAGGCAACUGAUUACAAGAAUAAUCAUGCCAACUCACCAAUCUUUGAUGACCUCCAAGUGCCCAUUGGUGAUAAGGGACAUUCGUUGGCACUCAACAUUGAUGAGGCACAAUAUGGCCGCACAUUCCAAGACCGAUCACAUGUGUUUUCCAUCAAAUCCCGACCGGCCAACCUCAAAGACGCCAAGAUCUGGAACUUGUUGGUCAAGGGAAAGCGAGGCAACAUUGUGGAUGCCUACCCUGCGAUUGAGUACCAGUUCGCACCCAGCCAGCUCCACGUCAAGAUCAAUGAGCACGUGCAUUUCCAGUGGACUGGCUGCGACUUCAACCCCGAGGACAACGCGGGCAAUGGAGCCAAGAAGUUGGAUCGAUCAAACAUCAUCCAGAUUCACUCGCUUAACCAAGGCAUCCCAUUCAAAGAGUCCGACUACACUAAGGACAAUGCACUCUUCCCCGACCCCGAUGUUCGUGAACGCUUUGCCUUCUUGGACCAAGUUGGAUGCCUUUCGCAAGCUGACCUAGUGGCCAAACAUGGCGAGGACAAGGGUGCCAUCGAGACCGAUCCCCAGAACUGCGCGUACCUCAACGCCGCCUCCAACACAUUCGAUGGCGAAGUGCAUCAGAUGGACCGAGUCGGAUCGUACUACUUCAUGUCCACUCGCAACAAUGAGUUCUCUAAUCGUGAUCAGAAGGGUGCAAUUCAUGUCGACCCGCUCUUGUGGCCAUGGCAAAUUGCAUUAAUCGGAGCUGGAAGUGCACUAUUUGUCGCACUUGUUGUCUCUGCUGGAGCACUUGCCUAUGCUCGAACACAUCCACACUCUGGCGCCAACCGAUUCUUCUCCAGAGUACCAGGUGUCCGGAAGAUAGUU
This is a messenger RNA of Acytostelium subglobosum LB1, 1875 nucleotides long. RefSeq lists its product as hypothetical. The transcript has 2 exons. The record is from RefSeq and is a predicted model, not a curated record. Lineage: Eukaryota; Evosea; Eumycetozoa; Acytosteliales; Acytosteliaceae. The annotation marks the transcript as partial.